Messenger RNA from Dentiscutata heterogama, 254 nucleotides. NCBI's taxonomy places the organism in Eukaryota, Fungi, Glomeromycota, Glomeromycetes, Diversisporales, Gigasporaceae. The record is from the annotation of a GenBank genome assembly.
AUGAUUCAGAUGAAUGAUGAUAAUGUGCGAAGUGAUGAAAGUAGUGAAAGUGAUGAAAGCGACCAAGAAAAUGAAAUUAAUGAAAUGGAUAAUAGUUCUAACAAACCUGAAGAAGAAAGUACAAAAGAUAAAAUUAAAAAACUACCAAAGUGUGAAAGCUGUACUAGUUCGGAUGGUCCAACCAAACGCAAAGGACGGAGAUUAUUCGUCAAAGGCAAAAAGGCUAAAAACCUUCACAAAUUCUCUAGAGGAUA